GCAAGAUGGAUCCCCCGAGCUCCUUGCAGGAGCCUGGUUCCCAGCCGGGGGGCGGAGGCAGCCGGGUCCCCCGGGGCUCCCCGGACCUACCGCUGCCGGAUCCCCGCGAGCGGCAGGACUUGGAUCGGCCUGCCCUGGGCGAGGAGGGGAGCGGCCCGACACAGGAGCUAGUGGUCGCUGCGGCAGGCUACCAGGUGCCGGUGGGGUUCGAGGAGGUGGCUGUGUAUUUCUCCAGGGAGGAGUGGGGGCUCCUGGACGAAGGGCAGAGGCAGCUCUACAGGGACGUCAUGCAGGAGAAUUACCAGACUCUGAUCUCGCUGGCAGGAUUCCUCGUCCCUGUCCUGGCUGUGAUCCCCUGGAUGGAGCGAGGGGAAGAGCCGAGGGUCCUGGAUAUCCAGGGCUCCCAGGAAAGGGAGAACCUGAUGGUCAUUUGUACAGUAGGUGCUGGGAUGGAGAAGGAUAAUCCCAAGCAGGAGGGGCCUGCAGGAAGGGAGCCUCAUGUGAUGUCCCGUAGUGCUGAGCAGGGAGAGGCCAGCAGGGCUGGAUGGCAGCAGGAGACAGAGGUGAUAUCUCCGGAUGAGACGGACAUCAGGGUGGUGACAGCGCACAGUGACGCCCAGGCUGAGGUGCGGCCUUACAGCUGCUCGGACUGCGGGAAGAGCUUCAGCCAGAGCUCCCACCUGGUCCAGCACCAGCGCACUCACACGGGCCAGAAGCCCUACAAGUGCACUGAAUGCGGGAAGAGUUUUGUCCUCAGAUACAACCUCAUCGAUCACCAGCGCAUCCAUACCGGAGAGCGCCCCUACAAGUGCAGCCAGUGUGGAAAGGGCUUCAUCCGGAGUUCCCACCUCUUCCAGCACCAGCGCAUCCACACGGGUGAGCGACCCUACCAGUGCACCAAGUGUGGGAAAAGUUUCAAAUGCAGCUACACCCUGGUGAAGCAUUACCACACUCACGUUGGGGAGCAGCCUUGCUUCUGCAGCGAGUGCGGGAAGAGCUUCAGCCUGGGAUCCUUUGCCAAGCAUGUCCGCACCCAUACAGGCGAAAAGCCCUACAGCUGUGCCGAGUGUGGCGAGAGCUUCAUAAGCAGUUCCAACUUGAUCCAACAUCGGCGCAUCCACACUGGGGAGAAACCCUACAGCUGUGGCCACUGUGGGAAAAGCUUCAGCCAAAGCGCCAACCUCAUCAAGCACCGGCGCAUCCACACCGGAGAGAGACCCUACAGCUGCCCCGAGUGCAGCAAGACCUUCAGUCAGAGCUCAUCACUCAUGCGGCACAGGCGGAUCCACCGCAGAGACCAGCCUUACGAGUGCAUCGAGUGUGGGAAGCGCUUUCGCUGCAAUUCAUCUCUGAUGAACCACCAGCGCAUCCACACCGGGGAGCGGCCCUACAAGUGCCCCGAGUGUGGGAAGGGUUUCAUCAAUAGGUCCAGACUCACCAACCACCGGCGCACCCACACUGGAGAGCGGCCCUACAAAUGCACCGACUGCGGGAAAGGCUUUGGAGACAGCUCCGCGCUCAUGAAGCACCAGAGGACACACACCAAGUAGACACCCGGCAGAUGGAGAAUGGGGCACUGGUGGCUCUCAAGAGGGUGAAAUUGACAUGUCCUGGGGAACAGGGGCCACUACAGAGGAGAACAUUGAUAUGCCUUCUGGGGGAGCUGGGAGGGACAAGGGCACCUUUAGAGAGAGUAAAUUGGCUUCCUCUCUUCCCACCCCCUUUGCUCAGCAAGAUGUACUAAUUCAUCUCGGAAGCCUUGGCUCCUAUCCCCAAUGCAUGCCAGUGCCCUAGAAACCUCCCCCUUCCCCUCUUUCCAGUGGAUCAAGGUUCUGAUGGCCUCUGCAAAGAUCCCAAAAUGGCAGGAAAAGCUAAGGUAACUUGUCUAGCAUUGAUUUGUAGAGAGGAAGUAAGCAAACAUAGUGUGAUAUGGUGAUUAGGGCUGGGAGUUAGGACUCCUGGGUUCAAUCCUUAGAGAGGGGAAUGGGGUCUAGGGCUGGUAU
Molecule: messenger RNA, 2003 nt
Organism: Chelonoidis abingdonii (Abingdon island giant tortoise)
Lineage: Eukaryota; Metazoa; Chordata; Testudines; Testudinidae
Biological process (GO): regulation of cytokine production; negative regulation of transcription by RNA polymerase II; regulation of immune system process
Cellular component (GO): nucleoplasm
Molecular function (GO): DNA-binding transcription repressor activity, RNA polymerase II-specific; RNA polymerase II cis-regulatory region sequence-specific DNA binding
Source: RefSeq, a predicted model, not a curated record